AUGGGGGAGCUCCGGCUAGGAAUAUCGGUGGCGCUGUGCUCUCUACUGUGCGCCGUUGUUAUUAUUCUCGAAGAAUGCGGAUGCAGCGUGAUAAUGAAGCAACUUAGCCACCGGGUGAUCACGACCAGGUACGGAAAGGUCCGAGGCAUUCUCGUCGAGUUUCCCAACAGGCACCUGCGCCCAGUGGAGGCGUACUUGGGCCUCAGGUACGCGGACCUGGACAACGGUGGCAUGAGGUUUAUGCCGCCCAAGAACCCCAUGGAGAAGUGGAGCGGGAUUCGCGUGAUGAUCAAGAAUCCCACGGUGUGUCCACAGAAGAUGAAACACGAGAAGGAUUUAAGUCAGUUCUUGCCCAAUGGGAGGGUGACGCAUCUCAGGAAUAUUACCCCUUUUUUGAAAGACCAGGACGAGGAUUGUUUGACGCUGAACCUGUAUGUUCCAAUAAAGGAAGGUCGAGGUCCGUUUUUCCACAGAGCCAUCAUCCAGAGCGGUUCCGCCUUGAGCACAUGGGCCGUGUCCUACGAUCCGGUCUGGUGCACCCAGAAGCUCGCAAUUAAUACGAACUGCUCCUCGCAUAUCGCAAACUCGCAAGCGCUCAUCCGGUGUCUUCGUCAGAGAACGUACACCGAACUCAUUAACGUUCCAAAAGCUCCUAAAUACUAUUCCUGUUUCGCACCCUCUGUAGACAGCUGGACGGUGCUCCCGAAAAAGCCGGAAACAAUAAUCAAAGAAAAGAAGAGCAAAUUCGCUUCCGCCAAAGUGAUGUUCGGAAUUACCAAAAACGAAGCCUAUUCCUACUUGAAACAGCAAGAGAUCCAGAAAGGGAUUUCAGAAUUUAGAAAAACUCAGAUUAUAAGGACGUACGUGCAAAAUGUGUUUCGCUACCACAGACAGAAGAUAUUCGAAAUUCUGGAUCACCAUUAUACUGACUGGAACAGGAUUUCAGAUAAGAUAUCGAAGAGAAAUAAUAUUUUGGAACUUCUCAGUGACGGCCAGUACGUGGGGCCGCUGGUGAAGGGUGCUCAAUACCACGCCGAGACGGCGCCCACGUACCUGUACGCGUUCACAUACUCUACACAGUCUGAGGACACGCAGGAUGUGCAUGGUAUCCACGGAGACGAACUUCCCUACGUGUUUGGUGCUCCUCUAGUGGGCGGGUUAUCGCCCUUUCCUUCCGUGUAUACGAGUGCUGAAAAGAUGCUCAGCGAAGCGGUGAUGACGUAUUGGACAAACUUUGCGAAGACUGGGAAUCCUAACGAACCGCGCAACCAGACGUCAAUCCACGGCGGCAAGGUGACCAACCGGUUUGUGAAUAUCCACUGGCCGCAAUACGACCUCAAGAAACAGAACUAUCUGCAAAUAGCAAGAAGACCGACAAUCCGGCACCACUACCGCGGCCAGAAACUGGCGCUGUGGCUCGACCUGAUUCCAAAGAUCGACCAGAAGGACGACUCGGACCCCUCCCAGCAUCUCCUCAUCAACGCCAACAACAUGUCGACGUUCGACGACUACCACCGCCUCGUCCCCGCCUACGACAACGUCUUUCCAUCGCCGCCUCCGAUCCCGCCUAUAUCGCCCACGUGGGGGGUCCCUAACGACGGCGCGUGGUCCACAAAGGGCUAUUACUCCGACUUCACGCUAGAGAACGAAUCGGACAACCCGUUGCAGUUCGGCCGAUCUUCCAUUGGUGCCCGGGAAUCGACGACGGUCUCGGGUGAUUCUGAGAACCUACAGCUGGGUGACCCGAGCGACGGGGUCACGGUGGAUCUGGCUCCGGCUUCGGGGAAUACGGGUGAUUCGCACAGUUCCGUCCCGCUCAGUAUAACCGUCGCUGUCGGUUGCUCGUUGCUGUUCCUAAACAUUCUCAUAUUCGCCGGGGUCUACUACCAGCGGCAGCGUAUCAAGAAGAUGAAGGAGAGGGCAGAGGUACCGCCGCCGCUCGACAUCGAAGACGCAAAGAUACGAGAGAAACCGGAAACGGAAAUAGCACUUAACAGCACGUCACCGGAAGCGUUCAACCUGAUGCCACAUAACGCUAGUUCGUCGCCUGCUACUGCCAAAAACGGACAAGCCAGUCCACAGAAUCACACGAAACCGUCAUCUGUGCAAAAUAAGACCUCUUCUCCGCUAAGCUCAAAUUAUACAUACACUGCUGUUCCAACCAAUGCUUCCCCUAUGCAUCGCACGCAGUUACACAGUGUAGGACAGCCUACAGCGUUGAACACUUUUGGCAAGGUCAAACCGCCGGACUAUUCCGAUUUAAGACACGAACGCGACGGAACUGCUUACAAAGUGAUUAACAAGGGUUCGGGGAAGGACGGUAGUGCUAAUAAUGCUAUAACUAUUGUAUAG
Messenger RNA from Gigantopelta aegis, 2352 nucleotides. RefSeq names its product neuroligin-1-like. NCBI's taxonomy places the organism in Eukaryota, Metazoa, Mollusca, Gastropoda, Neomphalida, Peltospiridae. The record is from RefSeq and is a predicted model, not a curated record. Gene Ontology annotation, cellular component: cell surface; synapse. Gene Ontology annotation, molecular function: signaling receptor activity; neurexin family protein binding. Gene Ontology annotation, biological process: postsynaptic membrane assembly; neuron cell-cell adhesion; modulation of chemical synaptic transmission.